Panicum virgatum (switchgrass) is the source of this 2240-nucleotide messenger RNA. RefSeq names its product tRNA (adenine(58)-N(1))-methyltransferase non-catalytic subunit TRM6-like. Gene Ontology annotation, biological process: tRNA methylation. NCBI's taxonomy places the organism in Eukaryota, Viridiplantae, Streptophyta, Magnoliopsida, Poales, Poaceae. The transcript is spliced from 13 exons. The record is from RefSeq and is a predicted model, not a curated record. Gene Ontology annotation, cellular component: nucleus; tRNA (m1A) methyltransferase complex. Bases 58 to 1434 code for a protein of 458 amino acids.
CUGUCCCCUCUCGCUAGUUUCACUUUACCCCCAACUUCUCCCACUUUUGCCACACCAAUGGACGCGCCGCCGCCGAUUCCCCGGGAGGCGUGGGAGGGCUGCAGCGUCCUCCUCGACAUCAACGACGGCGACCGCCUCGCCUUCUUCCGCCUCACCCCCGCAGCGACGGUGAAGAUCGGGAACAAGACCUGCUCGCUGCAGCCGCUCGUGGGGCGCCCUUUUGGCACCCUCUUCCGCGUCGGAGCUGACGGGCUCGUCCCCUGCGCCGCCGCAGAUGCCCCAUCCCGUGAUGAUAGCAUGCAAGAUGGUGCCGACGGCCAAGUGCAGGAUGAAACCAGGGACAAUAGGUCCCUGGUUGAUAAUAAUACAGCCCAGAAUUUAUCUAGUGAUGACAUAGAGGCAAUGAAGAGGGAUGGUGCAACUGGUGAUGAGAUUGUGGAAGCUUUGAUAGCGAAUAGUUCAACAUUUGGGAAGAAAACUGUAUUCUCACAAGAGAAAUACAAGUUAAAGAAACAAAAGAAAUAUGCGCCUAAAGUUCUUUUACGACGCCCUUCUACCCGAAGCAUUUGCGAGACAUACUUCAAGAAAAAUCCAGCUCGAAUAGGGUUUAUGCGAGUUGACACGCUAUCUCUCUUAUUGUCUAUGGCAAACAUCGGUCCAUAUUCAGAUGUGCUUGUGGUUGAUAUGGUUGGAGGUUUAAUUGUUGGAGCUGUUGCUGAACGUUUAGGAGGUACAGGAUAUGUUUGCAGCGCAUAUCUUGGUACAGUACCCAGCUCCAUAGACAUUAUAAGAAUGUACAAUCUGAGCAGUGAUAUGGUCAGCAGGAUUGUUCAGGUGCCACUUAUUGAACUAUGCUCUAUGCAAAGUUCUGGGAAUACCCCUUAUGUUCCCAGUGGUAACACUGAAAGGGAGGUGGUCAAGCCUGGUGUAGUACAAGAUGAGGAUGCACAGGCAUCUCUAGCACAGGCAGUUGACACAGCAGAUGAGAAGGCGCAGUUGUCAACAGAACAAACAACUGAUAUGGAGAUCUCGAAGCCUUCUUUGGAUGUUCAAGAUGAAAACUCUUCAUUAGAAUGCAAAGGUGGUGAUGGUGAUUCAAUUGCCUCCAAAUUUAAACCUGGAAAAGCACCAUCACCAGAGAAGAUGAAAUAUUGGAAUGAACAUGGCUUUAGCAGUUUAAUUGUUGCUGCCCCGGGCCAUGAGGUGGAGAAUUUUGUUGCUGAUCUGCUUCCGUUAUUGUCUUAUUCAGCACCGUUUGCUAUCUACCAUCAAUAUCUUGAGCCUCUUGCAAAGUGCAUGCACACCUUGCAGGUAUCAAAAAGGGCUAUUGGAUUGCAGCUUUCUGAACCCUGGCUACGUGAAUACCAGCUCUCUAAUGGUCACCCGAUCGCUAGCUCUCACGGAGGGAAGGUCUCGCUCUCGCUCGGCAGCUGAUCACCAGCUGCUUCACUCCUCCCCGCCCGCUCCUAUUAUAUUGCUAGCCAGAGGCAGGGAGAAUGGAGCGCAGAUAUUUUUUUUUGAAAGAAAGGGAGCGCAGAUGUCAAUUGGGGAGAGGCUCUUGGCCCCGUUCGAGCUGCCCUGUUGCCUCUAGAAGGGCGCAGCUCCGCCCAGCAGUUCUUGGUUGGAUUCUGCCGCCGCCUCCUUCUUGAGAGGUAAAGGGGCUCGAGUGCUGCAAGAAAUUUUUUUAUCUCCCCUCUGCUGUGCUGGUUGCUUGCUUCGAUGUGUUCGUUCUGAGCUAUGUCUCACGAUUCCAGCCUUGUAGAGCACGGGCAUGGAUCCAACGGCGGCACGGGCACCGGAUCCUGGUCCUGGUCCUGGUCUCAUCGCCGGCGUGGGAGGGCGCCGUAAGGAGCGCGGAGAGCAGCUCAUCCCGCUCGGCGGAGUGCUCAAUGCGGGUGCGCAGCGCUGCGGCGCCGGCCUCCGCGUCGGUGAGGCGCGCGCUGAGCGAGGCGGCCUCGUCCCUGGCUGCUACGACGCGGGCUAGGAGGCGUGGCGGGGGCUCGGGAGUGGGCGCGGCGCCAGAGAGAGAGAGAGAGGAAGGAGAGGGGACGUGAGAAAGAAGAGCAUAGGGGUAUUUUGGUCCAUAAAUUUUACAAAACACAUCAAAAGGGUAAGUAGUGGUAUGCUUUGAAGAGAUGUAAAAUUGUAAUGGCACGGUUCCAAAUAGACGAAUUGUAAUGGCAGAUUAGUGAACUUGAAAAAUUAUAAUGACACAGAUCCAAUUAACCCAAAAUAUACCC